This is a messenger RNA of Megalops cyprinoides (Indo-Pacific tarpon), 1092 nucleotides long. It is a transcript of the gene hemk1, whose product is annotated as HemK methyltransferase family member 1. NCBI's taxonomy places the organism in Eukaryota, Metazoa, Chordata, Actinopteri, Elopiformes, Megalopidae. The record is from RefSeq and is a predicted model, not a curated record. Gene Ontology annotation, biological process: protein methylation. The coding region runs from base 6 to 692 and encodes 228 amino acids. Gene Ontology annotation, molecular function: protein methyltransferase activity; nucleic acid binding. The transcript has 8 exons. Gene Ontology annotation, cellular component: mitochondrion.
UCAGGAUGCCAGUGCAGUAUGUGAUUGAGGAGUGGGACUUCAGAGAUCUGACACUGAAGCUGAGGCCCCCUGUCUUCAUACCACGCCCAGAGACAGAGGAGCUGGUGAGCCUAGUGCUAGCAGACCUCCAGGUGAAGCAGGCUAGCAGUGUGACCAGCAUGCAAUGCCUGGAAGUGGGCUGUGGCUCUGGGGCUAUCUCCCUCAGUCUGCUCCAUAGCCUCCCCCAGCUCAGAGCGGUUGCCGUGGACAAAAGUCAGGAAGCGGUGUGUCUGACCCGAGAAAACGCUCACAGGCUGGGGCUUCAAGACAGAUUAGAGCUUCACCAUCUGGAUGUGACUGGAGACGCAGAGGUGGUCCUGAGGGAGUGUGGUCCUGUGGAUGCCCUGGUCAGUAACCCUCCUUACCUGUUCUCCCAGGACAUGGCAUCCCUGGAGCCUGAGAUCCUCAGGUUUGAGGACCCUGCUGCUUUGGACGGGGGAGCAGAUGGGAUGCAGGUGAUCCAGCAGAUACUGGAUCUGGCUCCACACCUCCUAACAGACAGGGGCCGUGUGUAUCUGGAGGUAGACCCUCGCCACCCUGAACUUAUCCAGCAGCGCGUAGUAGAGCAGAGGAUAGCAGGACUACAGUACCUUCAGACACAUUAUGACAUCACCAGCAGGCCACGUUUCUGUGUUCUGCAGAAGAAAAGCUGAGACCUGAACACAGAAGAGACAGAGGAAGAGGCCGUUUUUGUCUAGUAAAAGACAGGAGAACAUCAGAAUGAUCAUAGAAAGAGUGCUGGGUGCUGAUCACUGAUGCAGUUCCAGCUGUCUGCCCAACAGGGACCGAUCCAAGAUGGCUGUUCCCAACGCUCCGUCUAACACCAGCUGAAGGUGCCCAGAGCCUCAUACUUUGUGCCCGGGGAGCGUAAUCUGUAUGUAUCCUGAGGAUACGUGGACUGUGAAGCCAAAGAAGUGACCCAGAGACAGACUGCCAGCUCCUCCCUCAGGGAAGGCCCACCUCUCCACCCUUGCCUGGGAGAGGGAGUUGAAUUUCACUGGCUGCCUGCCAGCCUACACCGCCCCCUCCCCCCACCCUCCCCACCUCCACACU